This is a messenger RNA of Lodderomyces pseudojiufengensis, 1719 nucleotides long. RefSeq lists its product as uncharacterized. Bases 1 to 1719 code for a protein of 572 amino acids. The transcript has a single exon. Lineage: Eukaryota; Fungi; Ascomycota; Pichiomycetes; Serinales; Debaryomycetaceae. Gene Ontology annotation, biological process: canonical NF-kappaB signal transduction. The record is from RefSeq and is a predicted model, not a curated record.
AUGAAGAAUGAUAGGCUAACAAAUGAUCAGAAUAGUUCAAUACCCAUGGAUUUAAAUAAUGUUGCAAAUUCACAAUCAUCACCAAAUUUUGUAGAAUCAACUGUAAUUCAUCAUAGUCCAAAAUCAAAAUCACAGCUAAAUCUGUCAAGGAAGGAGAAAAAAGCUUGGUAUCAUAAAGGAGUAACUUCAUCAGAUUAUGAAGAAGAUUCUGAAAAUUCCGAAGAUCAUAAUAGUAGUCACAAUAAAAUUACAUGGAGACCGGAAUCUUUAGACUUUGAAUCAAUGGAAAAAACUCCAUCACCUAAAAAGACAUUAGAUUUAAAUCAUCAAAAUUUUUUGAGUUAUGCAUCAACUCCUUUAAAUCAUGCAAUUUCAUUUUUAUCACCAAUGAAUAAAUUAAAUAAUUUACAUUUAGAAUCUGAGAUUAUUGAUGAUAAACAAGAUGAUUAUUUAAGAGAUAAUGAAGAACUGGAUGAUGGCAAAAAUGUAAUCUUUGAAGAGUAUAAUAAAAAUGAUUCAGGAGAUGAAAAUGAUGAAGAAGAAGAAGAAGACGAUGAUGAUGAUGAUGAAUAUUCAUUAGGUAAUAAAACUAUUGCAAAUAAUUCUGAUGAUGAUAAUUCAGACAAUGCUUUUCAAAUAUCACCUCCCAAAUAUAUUAGUAAAAAAAGAAGAAUGAAUCAAGAUACAGAUAUUAGAAUGAGUACCCCCAAUACUAUAUCACAUGAAUCAAAAAUGUCAAUAUGUAAUACUAACAUUUCAUCAACAAAUGAUUCAAGUUUAAAAUUAAGUUUUUCAACAAAUGAUUCAACUCCAUGUCCUCCUCAACCAAAAAGAAAAAAAUUAAAAUUUAAACAAACUUCUACAACAAAUAUUUUAGAUUUAAAUUAUGCCAGAAAAACAUCAUUACAAGAUAUGCCACCUAUUCCAAUACAUCAUGAUCAACCAGAAGAAGAAGAUGAUGAAAAUGAAGAAAAACAAUAUUCAAGUUCUUUUAAUAAAAUAAAUAAUGAAUUAUCAUCAACUCCAAUUUCUCAAUCAACUCCAUCUUCAUCAAGAGCAUCAACUCCACCAUUACCAUCAACACAUCCGGCUAAUGAAACAUCAUCAUUAAAUUCAAUUAAUGGUUAUAAAUUUGUUAAACCAAAACAAAGACUACCGUCAAAUUAUAGAUAUGAAACUCCAAUAAAUGGUAAUAAAUUUGAAUCUUUUAAUUCUGGAAAUAAUAAUAAUAAUAAUGCGAAAUAUAAUCAACUACGAGAUUCUUAUAAUAAACAAGAUUAUCAUAUAAUAGGAGAAAUUCCAAUAACAUCAGCUGGAUUGAUGAAUGAAGAAGAUGAAGAUAUUCAUAUUGGUGAUAAACGUAUUAAUGAUCCAUACAUCACACCAGAAUUGGAUAUCAAUGAUAAUGAGAACGAAGUUAUAAAAUUUGAAUAUUAUAAUAAAUUAAAAUUACCAUUAAUUUCACCAUAUUUUUUCUAUGAAAUUGUUGAAACUAAUAAAUUAUUAGAGAUAAUAAAUCAAACAAAUUUAGAGAAAUUUUAUAAAAUAAUUUUAAACAAUUCCAAUCAAUCAAUGUUAGAAUUGUUAAAACAAGAAAGAAUAAAAUGGCAUCCAGAUAAAUGGAUAGGAAGGUUAAAAAAUGAAAAAUAUGUUACAAUUGAAGUUAUUGAUCAAUUAAGUCAAAUAAUAAAUUCAAUGAUUGAUUCUUUAGAGGAAUAA